Molecule: messenger RNA, 9846 nt
Organism: Bicyclus anynana (squinting bush brown)
Lineage: Eukaryota; Metazoa; Arthropoda; Insecta; Lepidoptera; Nymphalidae
Gene: Rsod
Exons: 24
Coding region: 97-5070 (1657 amino acids)
Biological process (GO): superoxide metabolic process
Molecular function (GO): metal ion binding
Source: RefSeq, a predicted model, not a curated record
CAUUGACUCACUGCCUUUCACUUGAAGUAACAGAGAGACAUGCGCUGACCAUAGUGUUGAUAGUAAAGUUAUCAAAAUGUUAACGUAAAAUCAAAAAUGUGCUACAAAUCGUGUCGUAUACCAAAGCUGUAUCUAGUUAUUUCUUUGUUUUUAUUUGUAGAAUCCGAAAGUCUCGUGUUACGCGCCUAUUUAUCACAGCAUGGCUUACACGGAGAAAUUGAGUUCACGCACAAGAAUGAUACCUUUAUCAACAUCAGAACCAACCUCCAACCAACCCUGCAAUACCCAGACGGCGUUUGGAGGUGGACUAUUCACGAAUACGCGGUGGACUAUAGAGAUUUGACAAGCGAGAGAUGUUCUGCCGACAAUCUCGGCAAAGAGCUGAUAGAUCUGACAGAAGAGCUGGGCUAUUUGAUAGUUCCUGGCAAAGAUCAUGCAGAGUACGAGAGUAAGAACUCCUUGACUGGUCCCAUUGGGCUCUGGGGGAAGAGUAUCCUCCUGGAGAAUGCGGAGAGAGACAGGAUAAUAUGCGCGUCAAUACUGUCGACGGAUAUGUUGUAUGAGAAACAUGCUGUGGCGAGGUUUACUGCUCCCGUCGCGGGUACUUUGGAUUUUAGGUGGUUAGCGGCGCAAGAGUUUGACGAAACCGAUGCCUACGUGCAAGCAGAUUUGUACCACGCGAAGGCUGUCAAACCCGGGAACGGGUUCACUGAACACAAGUGGAAGCUAUUCGUCACAGACAUCUUCGAUUCUGACAAAGGCAGUCAUGAAGACAACUGUAACGUACUCCAGUUGGUGUUCGACCCUGAUAAUAGUGGAGACGGUAUGAGCGUGGGAGAUCUGGACAGUCGGUUGGGUCGUAUCAAGGUAGCCACAGAUGCUAAUCAGAGGAAGAUGAAGAGGCUGUAUAAGGAUGAGGUGCUGAAUCUUCUGAGGAGUGACAUGGAAGCGACGCGGAGGAAUUUGUAUGUGGUGAUAUUUGAUGAAAGACAUACGGACAGUUUUUUGGCGUGUGCUAAGUUGAGGCUGAUACCACCCAAGUUUACCAAGGCUCUAAUCAACAUGGACGGUAUCCGAGGCACGGUGGAGUUCACCCAGCGUUCCCCCUUUGAUCCGACCUGGGCGAACUUCACCCUCGGCGCCGCAGACCAGGACUACGAGUCCAACCUUCGCUUCGUCAGCUCCAUGCUCCAGUACAGCAUCAGAGAACUGCCACCAAAACUCCUGGAAGCCGAACAGUGGAACAAUAUCUGUAACACAACUGGCAACUUAUACAACCCUACUGAGGUUGAUUUGAAGAGUGUACCUCCACCAGGUAUGGGAACUCAGGACCAAUACCCGGUGGGCGACUUACUGGGCAAAUACAAGGGACGCACGGAGUAUCUGAACCACAAGUACCUGCUGCCCGGGCUGGUGAGCGAGCUGAGUGGCAGCUACUGGGACGUGUUCCUGCCGCUGAGUGGCCGGGACAGCGUGACGCACCGGGCUGUCGUGCUCACCAGGUCAGUAAAGUACCUUAAUCAAAAGUAUCUGCUGCCCGGGCUGGUGAGCGAGCUGAGUGGCAGCUACUGGGACGUGUUCCUGCCGCUGAGUGGCCGGGACAGCGUGACGCACCGGGCUGUCGUGCUCACCAGGUCAGUAAAGUACCUUAAUCAAAAGUAUCUGCUGCCCGGGCUGGUGAGCGAGCUGAGUGGCAGCUACUGGGACGUGUUCCUGCCGCUGAGUGGCCGGGACAGCGUGACGCACCGGGCUGUCGUGCUCACCAGGUCAGUAAAGUACCUUAAUCAAAAGUAUCUGCUGCCCGGGCUGGUGAGCGAGCUGAGUGGCAGCUACUGGGACGUGUUCCUGCCGCUGAGUGGCCGGGACAGCGUGACGCACCGUUCUGUCGUGCUUACCAGGUCAGUGCAGUACCAGAACCACAAGAACCUGCUGCCCGGGCUGGUGAGCGAGCUGAGUGGCAGCUACUGGGACGUGUUCCUGCCGCUGAGUGGCCGGGACAGCGUGACGCACCGGGCUGUCGUGCUCACCAGGAGGGAGCCCAAAAGGGAAAUCUGUGCCACAAUCCUCCCGUACGAGCACGGCACAGAGUAUCAGACACAGAUGAGCACAGCACAGGUCAUCUUCCGCUACCCCUUGGUGGGGAGGGUGAUACUGCGGCAGCCACUGGAGAGGCCUUGGGAAGACACCACUAUCAUCAUCGAGAGUAUGGUGCACGCAGAUGGCUCAAACGUCAACAACACGUUCGAGCACCGCUGGGCAAUCCACGAGAAUCCGCCAGGGAAGGACUACUACAACUGGACUGCGCGGUGCCUGUCUGCGGGCAAGGUGCUGCAGCAGCAAGGACUCGACGUGGACACACGGCAUCCCGAGCAUUACUGCAGGGCGAGGCUUGAGGGACUGUGUCGUUUGGGAGACUUUACUACCAGACACGGCAUGUUGAACAUAGCCGGCAAGAAGGUGGACAGCGCGCGCCUCACGAGGCGUCUGUUCACCGACACGGUGGUGGCGCUGGACGGCAAGCGCUCUGUGAUGCGGCGAUCACUUGUCAUCUACGACGACCACGGACCGGUGGCGCGCGGGGAGAGGAUGGCGUGUUCUCUUGUGAACGGGCUCCACCGGCGCAAAGCAGUGGUGCAGAACUGGUUCGGCAACGGCAUCACCGUCGCGUUGUCGGGCAAGCUGGAGCUGACGCAGCAGUCGGAGUAUGACGUCACCAACGUGCAGGUCAAGCUGGAGGGCUUGGAGAGCGACAUCAGGAACUAUAAGAUACACAUGGCGCCAGUAGAAAAAGAACUUGAAUUCCCUUGUGAGAAAACCACAAUUUAUGACACCUACAACCCCUUCAACGUGGACAAGACACUCAGCCCGCCGACUGCUAAAGGAACGGCAGAUCAGUACGAGCUCGGCGACCUGGGCGAGAAGUACGGCCUGCUGGACGACUUUAAGGAGUUCACGGCGCAUUACAACGAGACGCAGCUUUCACUGUACGGCGCCUACAGCAUCCUGGGACGAUCCGUGGCUAUUCAUAAGAAGGCAAAAGAUCGCCGUUGGGCGUGUUCCACGAUCGAGCGCGGCUACAGUCCUUCAGAGGCACGCGAGAUCCGCGCCAUCGCGUCGUUCCACCACCCCGGCGGGUUCGCGUGGGGCUACAUCCGCAUGACGCAGCUCAUCCACAGCGACGGCAGCGCCAGCGACACCGUCAUGGAGGUCAAGCUGAGGCACCCAGGCGUGAGGGAUCGCAACUUGACUCGCAACCACAGGUGGGAGAUCUUCGUGAACCCGGUGGGCGUGGACGCGGCCGUGCAGGUGACAGGCACGCGCUGUGUGGCUGGUGGUUACCGCUGGAACCCCUACUUCACGCAGCUGGCCGACCCGCUCAACCACGACUUGUACAGUCAGGAGUGCGGUGCGGACAAUCCUCUGCGAUGUGACGUCGGUGACCUCACCGCUAGACUGGGGACUAUCACAAUGGGCGCAGAACGCCAAGUGUUUAUGGACAGCAACUUCCCCCUGGAAGGCACGGUGUCGGCCAUGGGGCGCUCCAUCGUCAUCUUCGGGCCGGAGCGCUCGUCCGAGAGACACGCCUGCGCCAACAUACAACCUGACAAGGACAUCAUCAAGUUCGUCAACAUUAUGAAGCCUCCAAGAUUCGUGCUGGGCAUGUUUUUGGAGGACGUGCGCAAAGUGAUGGGCGUCCCCGAGUGGAUGAUCGGCGUGGACUCGCGGCGCACCCGGGUGCUGCAUCAAGGUGCCUGCAUACAGAUCCUACUGCACUUCACUGGGCCCGAGGCCAACCGGCUGGAGCUCGACUUCGUCAGAUUGUUGGCGUCGGGGCGGCUGGACUCGCCCAGCCUGUACAUCGCGGGGUACAUCAACACCAAACGCAAGAGGACCAUCUCCUACAAGCAGUGCGGGGUCACUGACCCCAACGAGAAAAAGAGUGAGUUGGCGAAUCUAGAAGGCCCUUUUCUGUUUUUUGGGCCAAAAUCUCUCGAGAGGUAUCGUAGACCAGCGCUGAAGUCUUUGGAUCAAGAUGACUUGAUGAGGAUAUAUGGGGAGCAGGCAGCGAUCGUGGUGUUCAAUAACCAGGACUCUAUGCCCCUGUCGAGUGGUAAUUUCCCAAGGCUGAGGAAGAUGCUGGAAGGUCAGACUACGCUGGUGCUCCCGCAGGACUUUCUGGAUGUCCACCCUGAUUAUAUCAGCAAUGAGACACAGGUGCUGACCUUGCAAGGGCCGUGGUCAGAGAGAGACGCGCAGAUGACGGAGACCUUCGCCAGGCUGCAGGACAUCUACGGGCCUGGACGGGUGCUGGGAGUUCUAGGCAACUCGGUGUCCCAAAGCCAAGCGUCCGACUACGACGCGGAAUGGAGUCGCGUCCGUCGCCAAGCCGAGGAUGUCUCCACCACCACCAGUACUGCCAGCCCAGAGGAAGAGAAACCAGCACGCACGCUGCCUAGAUAUGCGCUUUAUAAUGCUACAGGACCUCCUGGUAAGGGCGCCUUGUUGUACUCCUCUGGUUGGCCAGAGCUCAAAUGGCCCGACGGCUCGGUGACAAUGUUCGACACGCCCGUUGGAGAACAGACGGUCAAGCCUACCCGCCUCUACACGAUACUGGUCGUGCGGUUUGCUGACAGAAACAACACCAGCCAGAUAACCCUUGAAUUCUCGUUCAAACAAUCGGGUGGAUGGUGGACGGCGGUAGGGGUGGAGGUCAAGCGUGGGUUGGAGACCACAGGACUGAACCUGCAGGCGCCGUCCCCGCCCGACGCGCCGUCUGCCGUGCUGGGCAAGGCGUACCACUGCUCGCUGCCUCUCGUGUACUCUGCUGAAGGCGCCACGCUCACCUUCACUAACAUACAGAUGCAGCCGUUCAUGGAUAACACGGAAAAGUUCUCAGAUGCGUUCGACUGCAUCGGCUUCACCACAGUUCCGAUUUGGUCUGGUCUGAUGGUGACCUUCAUCAUGAUGAUAGGUCUCGCUGUCUCCAUCUCCAUGAUCCUAGACAUCAAGACCAUGGACCGCUUCGAGACCAACCGUAGCAAACAGUUGACUAUUACUGUUAACGAAUAACUCUUAGGAGAUCCAAAAAUUGUACACAACAUGAUUCCCGUAUAAACCAUUGCUAUAAUGAAUACUUAAGUUAAACCUUAACUGUAUUCAGUGCCUUAACUGAGAAAAUCAAUGAUCAAGACAUACAGAUCGUAUGGUAAAAAGGAUUUGAUUUAGUUUGUUAUCAAAGUAAAAUAGGUAUAGAUCAAGAAUCAAUGAGGAAAAUUAAGGUAGGACGAAAUUCUAAAAAUGAAAAGUUCAAGAGUCUUAAAGAGUCAAACUGAAAGAGCAAGGUGCAGAAAGUUUAAAAAUUUUAUGUCCCUUUGGCUGCAGUGUCAUAUUUUGCAGCGUACCUCAGAACAGCGUUUCUCGGCCUUUUUCAGGCACAGACCCCUAGGAAAUCAAGCACAGUUUUCACGGACCCCCUUAAUAAAAUAAACAGCAAAAAAAUCCCUAUGAAUGCGGCAAAGAUGCCAGAUAAUAGCUAUUCUAUUUAUAUAAGCGGAUCUUAACGUCGUGUGUCGUCCAGCCCCAGAAGGGGGAGAGUGAGUAUCAAGGGACAAGGAGCGAAAAGAGAAAAUAACUUGUAGGGAGUCAAGAAGGCGUCCCGGGAACACGCAAAGAGCAAGUACCGGGUUCGCCCUCCCUCGAUUCGACCCAAAUUACCGAGAGGUUGAACGGGCCAUGGGAGGUGGUGGGUUGUCCUCAACUCAUUUCUGUCACGAGGGUGUCGUAAGUGACUAAGGAUUGCCGAGAGCAAUUAUUUAUCUCCACGCUCUCAACUGUCGGUUGUGGCUCUGAACUAGUGGAAUUAGUGGACCCUCAGUGACGUAACUGCCACUCACUGAUUGAGUGUGGCGUUUGCGCGCGCUAACUACGCCACUGAAGUUAGCGCCGACCUGUCAUUGUACAGCUCGAAAGCUAUUGACGCUAAUUUUACUGCGCGGCGCUUCACGCAGAAAUUGUUAAAUACAUAUAUAUUUUUAAAAUUAACAAUGCCGUGUGGCACCGACUGAGAAGGAUUAUGCCAUCCCUUCCUGUCGCAUAGCUAUCAUAAGAUUAUGUCAAAUCAACAACUUGCUUCAUGAGUACUACUACUACUAGUACUCAUAAUUAAAUAAUAUUUUUUUUAACAUAAACAUAUUAAUGGUGCAAACAGAAGUUUUUAUGAAGACUGAGAUUUUGUCACAGACUAUGUAAAAUAAUUGAACAAAAUUGUAAAACUUCAUGUCCUUUGUGUUGCAAUGUCAUAUACCAAUGCCGUGUGGCACCGGCAGAGUAGAAUGUUGCCACCCCUUCCUGUCCCGUGGGUGUCGUAAGAGGCGACUAAGGGAUUGCCUAGAACAAUCAAUCUUUACGUUCUCCACUGCCGGCUUGUAUCCCGGCCUCCUCGGGGAAUUAGUGGACCCCGAGUGACGUAACUGCCACUCACUGAUUGAGUGUGGCAUUUGCGCGCGCUAACUGCGCCACUGAAGUUAGCGCCGACCUGUCAAUGCUCAAAAGCUAUUGACGUUUGACGCUAAUUUUACUGCGCGGCGCUUCACGCAGAAGUUACACUCGUUUUUUUACUACUUUUACUUCUUAAUUUAAACAGACACAGAUUAUCGUAUAUCUCGGAAAUUAAUCAUAAGAGUUCUGCGGCUCUAGUGUUAACUAAGUAUAGUUAGGUAUAAGCAAUGUAAAUAUUAAUUAUAAGUCAUAAAUAAAACAAAAAUUAUGUUUUAUUUAAUGGCUUCUCUAAGCGGGUAAAUUAAUUAUUUGGAAAGAUUUUAAUUAAUUAUUAAAAAUUUCUAGUCUUUCCAGAGAAAUCGCCAAAUGAAUAUAUAUUUUUAAAAUUAACAAUGCCGUGUGGCACCAACAUAGAAGAAUGAUGCCACCUCUUCUUGUCGCAUAGCUAUCAUAAGAUUAUGUGGAACAGUGAAAUGCAUCGAAAGCGCGACUAGUACUGUCAGUCAUUCAGGCUAUUGGCUACAAUAUAAUAUCUGGAUUGCAGUUAUUACUGUUAAUGAAUAAACUCUUAGGAUAACAAAACUCCAUUAUAAUUAGAAGCGUGAUAAAAAGUAAAAGCAAAACUGUCAAGAGAGUAUAAACAAGUUACAACCACUACUACUGGUGUACUCUACUACUACUACUAGUACUCUUGAAGCAAAAAAAAAAAAUAUUUUUAACAUAAACUAAUAUUCAUAGAGCAAACACAAGUUUUUACGUAGAGUCCUUCUCAUAAAAGAAAUCCCACGGCUAAAACCUGAACUAAAAUUGACAGCGCCUUACACAAAUGACAAUAAAACUGCCAUUAACAAAUGACAAUUAGCGCCAUUAGCGCCGGUAGACUUCUUUCAUGAAAAGGAUUAUAGACAGAGAUUUUGUCCUUUGUGUUGCAGUGUCAUAUACCAAUGCCGUGUGGCACCGGCAGAGUAGAAUGUUGCCACCCCUUCCUGUCCCGUGGGUGUCGUAAGAGGCGACUAAGGGAUUGCCUAGAACAAUCAAUCUUUACGUUCUCCACUGCCGGCUUGUAUCCCGGCCUCCUCGGGGAAUUAGUGGACCCCGAGUGACGUAACCGCCACUCACUGAUUGAGUGUGGCUUUUGUGCGUGCUAACUACGUCACUAAAGUUAGCGCCAACCUGUCAAUGUACAGCUCGAAAGCUAUUGACGUUUGACGCUCAUUUUACUGCGCGGUGCUGCACGCAGAAGUUACACUCGUUUUUUUACUACUUGUAUUUCUUAAUUUAAACAGACACAGAUUAACGUAAUUUAUCAUAAGGAUUAUUAAGUUAAUAUAGCUAGGUAUUAAGUGAUGUAAAUAUUAAUUAUAAGUCAUAAAUAAAACAAAAAUAAUGUUCUAUUUAAUGGCUUUACUAAGCAUGUUAAUUAUUUAUUUGGAAAGACAAUUAAUCACUUAUAAAACAGUUUUUAGUGUCUAGAUAAAAAUUACUAAACAAAUAUUUUUAUAACAUUAAAAAUGCCGUGUGGAACUCAGAAGAUGAUGAUGCUGAUUACGUGGAAUAGUAAUAUCAACAAUUAUUUCGCGGUACACCGAAAGAUUGACUAAUACCAUAUCAGGUCCUUUGGUUCCAAAUUGUCUGGGAGGCAGGCAUAGUUAACGAGUAACGCCUAAGAGAUCCAAAAAGUGGUGCUUUAAGGUUUCUGUGGAUAUUUAACACAUUGACUUCAUUGAUCUCUGCAGCUAAACCUUUACUUAACUGAAACUAUCAAUGUACAAGAUGUGUGCAGAUAGAAUGGUUAAAAGGAGAUCUGAUAUUGCUGUUUAGUUUUUGAUAAAAAUACAAUCUUUUAUUAUCAAGAAUGAAUAAAGAGAAUAGAAUGUAGAAUAAAAUUAAAAAAAAAAACUGGACUAGUGAGAGUCGGUGUCGCCCUUUGAUGGAGUGGAGUGACUGAGAGUUCCACAUGCAGGAUAAUUAUUAACAGUUCAGGAAUUAAAUUGCACAGUUUUUGGCAUCGAUUGUCAAGGAAUUAACUUAGCCCUCCACUCAUUGGUCACAAGUCCAGGAGUUUUGGGGAGGUUUACUCUCUACUACCCGCACCCGUACCACCAACCCAAUCCAACCCGUGCAAAAAACCAAUUCAAACAACAUUGCCGUGUGGCAGCGGCUGAUUAGAAUACUGCCAUCCCUUUCUCUCCGUGGGUGUCGUAAGAGGCGACUAAGGAUAGCCGAGAGCAUUUUGAUCUUCAUGUUCUCAACUGCCAGUUGUGGCUUCGGACUCCUCGGGGAAUUAGUGGACCCCGAGUGACGUAACCUCCACUCGCUGAUUAAGUGUGGCGUUUGCUCGCGCUAAUUACGCUACUGAAGUUAGCGCUGAAUGUACAACUCAGAAACUGUUAACGUUUAACGCUAAUUUUACCGUGCGGCGCGUGACGCAGAUGUUACACUCGUUUUUUUAUUAUUUUAAACAGACACAGAUUAUCGUAUUUCUCGGAAAUCUAUCAUAAGAAUUUUGCGGAUCUAGUAACACUAGAUCCGCAAAAUUCUUAUGAUUGUUAGGUAUUAUAGUUAGGUAUUAAGUAAAGUAUAUAUUUAUAAAUAUUAGUUAUAAGCAAAAAAACAAAAACAAUAUUACAUCUAAUGACUUAACUAACACUUAUUAUAUAUAAUUAACUGAUUAUAACUAGAAUUUGUAUGCAAUGUAGAAAAAAAUUUGGCGAAAGGGCUAGUCAGAUUUUUUUCUUAACGUUAAUGAUGCCGUGUGGCACCGGCAGAGUAGAAUGUUGCCACCCCUUCCUGACUCGUGGGUGUCGUAAGAGGCGACUAAGGGAUUGCCGAGAACAAUCAAUCUUUACGUUCUCCACUGCCGGCUUGUAUCCCGGCCUCCUCGGGGAAUUAGUGGACCCCGAGUGACGUAACUGCCACUCACUGAUUGGGUGUGGCGUUUGCGCGCGCUAACUAUGUCACUGAAGUUAGCGCCGACCUGUCAAUGCUCGAAAGCUAUUGGCGUUUGACGCUAAUUUUACUGCGCGGCGCUUCGCGGAUACGUUACACCCGACCUUUAAGUUAUAGUAAGCGAUUCGAAAUUUAUACACUUAUUUAAUUAUAGGCAUAGUAAUAAGUAGUUUAAACAAUAAAAAAAUAAUUUAAGGACGCAUACAUUUCCUUUAGUAUAUCUAUUUCAGGUUAUCAAGUAUCGAAUAUUUAUAAAUAUAAUACUAGUAUAGCUGUAAGCAAAUUACACGAAUAAUAUUAUAUAUUUAGUAAAAUUGAAAAAAAUAUAAAUUUUGAAUGAAGGUGUACAUAAAAGUGUUUAGACAAAUAAACCUACAUAUCAUGAAAAAUAUUAUAUAA